CGUCGACGCAGAAGACGCUGAUGUCUGGGACACUGCAGCGGUAGAGGAAGCGAUAGCAGACAUGUCGCAUUCGACUCGUGACCGACAACUCUUGAGAGACCUGGACCGCCUCGACCGCCGACGAGAAGCAGAAGCCACCGAUCGCUCAGCCGAGGAUGAAACAAGGAGGCAAAGGCUCCAGAGAGUGCUCGCGAGACUGUCCCGCCUCGACGACUCAAGACCGACCUACGGCGUACCACCGACACAGCAGCAGUCCCUGUAUGACUGGGCUCCUACCAACGAAAGCCAGGAGGAAUCAGACCAGGCUGCCUCGCGCCGACGUGCUCUCUACCGGCGCCAUGACUUGAGAAGUGCUGCCAUCAUGCAGAAUGCUCGUACCACUGUUCGCUCGCCUAGUGGAAGCCAACGGCUUAACGAUGACGUGAAUGAUACACAAGACGUUCGAAGCACAUACCGUCGAACAUACCUGGCUGAUAGCCCCGCACAAGACUUGACGACAACAACGACAACUACAACAAGUCUUCUAUCAAGUCCCUCGCCUCUACUCGAGUCCGCUGUGAAGUACCUUGAUGAUGUGCGGGAGUGCUCUUCAUACGACGACUCACUCUGCACUGCUUUGGACCAUGGUCUUUUCGCUCCAGAAUGCUACGAUGAUCUUAUCACAGAUACAGGCAACUGCCCAAGCCCUCAGCCUUCCUCAUGGCUUGCCCCGGGCGCUGUCUUUCGAGGCACUCAGAAUACCACCACGGCCGUCAAGGCAUCCUCUGCACGGCCGGCUCCAGUCUUCGAUACCACUCGUCCCUCCUGGUUGGGUCAUCACCCCAAUCCAUACUCACAUUCUAACCCACCGUCCUUCUCGGCAAAUACAUUGUCCAACUUGACACUACCGCCUCGAGAGAUUCAAGAGCGUUGGCCUGUCAGGGUUACGGUGCAAGCGAUAGACUUCCUGAACAUGACAGUCGCUGGUACAAUGGAGGCAUUUGACGUUCCUAGCACAACACAUCUGUCUACUGAGACAGGCACACCUACGCCUCCAAUCACGACCUAUCUCGAAGGGCAGAUCAUUGACCUGAAUUUGCACACCUUUCUCACACCUGCCAAACCAAACCCUGGACCCAUCACCUUCCCGACAACCUCGGCUCUAACAGAUGCGGGUUAUUGGCGUAACUUACCACCAUUCAGCAGCAUGAAGUCUGAUCAAGAUGUCGCGCGAGCAAUGCUGAGUCGGGCACAGAUGGAUGAGAUCAUGUCGGAUUGGAUCUUCAUGCGCUGGAAGGAACGCUGCUUUAUACACUGCGAAUCAGACUUGUGCCGCACACACAGCGAACAUACGACGUCUGGCGAAGGGGACGAUAACGAUCUGAACCACGGAUUAACGAUCAGCGGAUUUUACUAUGUCAGCUUGCGGAGGAGCGACGGCAACAUUGAGGGUCUUUAUUUCGAUACCAAGACGAGUCCGUAUCAACGAUUGAGACUGGCGGCCAAGAGUGGUGGGACACUUGCUUCAUGGCAGUUCAAAUGAGCUCGUAGUCGAUGGCGGAGGUUCAGGAAGAGGGCGAUGAUGGCUUGUGAUACCGUCAACGAGAAUGUGCUGCUCGUCUUGAGCGCUGACAGAUACACGCGCCGCACUAAUUCAUAAUCACAUUUCAAGAAGAUUCACGUGCACGAUCGAUGUUUGUUUGGAGAGUUU
Molecule: messenger RNA, 1690 nt
Organism: Aureobasidium subglaciale EXF-2481
Lineage: Eukaryota; Fungi; Ascomycota; Dothideomycetes; Dothideales; Saccotheciaceae
Exons: 1
Coding region: 62-1522 (486 amino acids)
Biological process (GO): protein targeting to vacuole; protein catabolic process in the vacuole; negative regulation of gluconeogenesis
Cellular component (GO): GID complex; extrinsic component of membrane
Source: RefSeq, a predicted model, not a curated record